AUGCCUUCAAUCACCAGCCUCCUCUCUUAUGCCGCCAUAACUCUUCUCGCUUCCUCUCAACUCUCCGCUGCCUCUCCGAUGCCUAUGGGAAAAUUAGUUGUACGGGACACUCCAACAAGCCUCCCCACCACCGGAAGCGGUACUCAGCUCCCACCCCCUGACGCUGGUCUCCAUCUCAAAUCCGUCACCCUCGGCCGCGGCGUCCAGAACUACACCUGCUCAGGCGGCUCCGGCACCCCAACUGCCGUAGGCGCCAUCGCAGACAUCUUCGAAAUCACCGCCCUUGCAAUGUUGAAACCCACCUCCCCUGACUUCACCGGCCUCCCAGCAGCAGCAGCCUACUUGACUAUCCCUGGUGUCCAGCAGCUUCUGAACAGCCGUAUGCCCAUGGGAAUCCCGGCCCCGGUUAUUGGAAAGCACUACUUCAAUUCCGCUGGUGUCCCGACCUUUGAUCUCUCUGCCAUGGGCAAGAAAUUGCUCGGCAAGGUUGCGGGUAAGGUCCCUGCUCCUGCAAAUGCGGAUAAAGGCCCUGCUGGCACUGGGGCGGUUCCGUGGUUGAAGCUUGAUGAUGCUGGGGGGAGCUCUGGGCUCAAGGGGGUUUACCGUGUCUACACUGCUGGUGGCAAUGCACCUGCUUCUUGCUCUGGCAAGCCUGCUAUUUCUGUUCAAUAUGCCGCCAUGUAUUGGUUUUAUGGCUAG
Pseudogymnoascus destructans is the source of this 699-nucleotide messenger RNA. RefSeq lists its product as uncharacterized. NCBI's taxonomy places the organism in Eukaryota, Fungi, Ascomycota, Leotiomycetes, Thelebolales, Thelebolaceae. Bases 1 to 699 code for a protein of 232 amino acids. The record is from RefSeq and is a predicted model, not a curated record. The transcript has a single exon.